Molecule: messenger RNA, 2523 nt
Organism: Perca fluviatilis (European perch)
Lineage: Eukaryota; Metazoa; Chordata; Actinopteri; Perciformes; Percidae
Product: rab5 GDP/GTP exchange factor-like
Exons: 9
Coding region: 401-1810 (469 amino acids)
Biological process (GO): vesicle-mediated transport
Cellular component (GO): endocytic vesicle; cytosol
Molecular function (GO): zinc ion binding; small GTPase binding; guanyl-nucleotide exchange factor activity
Source: RefSeq, a predicted model, not a curated record
UUUGUGUUGGGCACGUAAUUCUGGUGUGUUUUAAGCGGGGAAUCGGUGCAUCUUUCCUCGAUACUUUUGCUUUGAAAAGUCGACACCGUGUCGAUUACUGACGUUACUUCUAGCUUCACAGCUUGUUUUUCCAAAAGGCUUUCCGGUUGCACAGGUUUGAAAGCAAGUGAGUCGGUCUGCGUUUCGUUAAUUGUUGCUACCUCAGUUUCAUACUUUUGUACCAACAUCUCACUGAGUGAGGUCUGAAGAAUUAUAGUUCUCAUUGUACAAGUUAAGACGAGUUUGUGACUGUUAAGAAACCGGAAGGGGGAAAAAAAAACACUCCGAUAAGGAGCGACUGCUUUAUUGGUUAUGAUUUCACCAGCUGACAGGUUGGAGUAGUAUAUGGAAGAGCUCUACAAUGUGGACAGAUAAGCAACGAGGAAUCAGAGUUUCUCAGGAGGAGCUUCUCUGCAAGAACGCCUGUGGGUAUUAUGGAAACCCUGCGUGGCAAGGCUUCUGCUCCAAGUGCUGGAGAGAGAAAGCACGAACAGCUGGAGCCUCGAGGCAAGACACAAGGCCGAGCAAUGAUGGAACUCCUCUCACCUUCUCCAAAUUUGAAGUGAAGAAAAGCACUGAGAAAGGUCGUCGAAUUAACACAAUGAGAAGACUCUUCUGGGGCAGUCCAUCACCUCCUAAACGUCAAGAGUCUUCUGAAAGCCAUGCAAAUGUGUUGAAAGCUUACCAGAGCCUCGAGCCCGGGGACUUCACUGGUUUCCUGAAGAUACUGAAGAGCCCUUCCUCCCAGCGCUUGCAGUCUCGAUGUACAGCUUUCCUCAACACAAUGGAGGCGUACCAUGAUCUGCCGGUACAGAAGCUGUCUGAUCUUGUGCAGGAUUUCUACCAGUCUUUUGCUGAAUAUUUUAGCGGUUUUCCUGAGGCUCAGGUCACUCAAAUAAUGGAGCAUGUAGAGAAAUUAAUAAUGACACGGUUGCACAAAUGGGUUUUCUGCCAUGACAGCUGUGAUGAUGAACAGAAGGAUCUGGCUCUCCAGAGAAGGAUACGAUCUUUGAAUUGGAUCACCCCGCAGAUGCUGAGCGUACCUUUUCCGGAUAAAAAGACUGCAGUCACAGCCGACCCGUUUCUGCCUGCUAUAACAGCCAUAAUUGAAAUGGAUGCCAAACGAGCACCUCAGGAUAAACUUGCAUGUGUGUCCAAAUGCAGUCAGCACGUUUUUGAAGCGCUCUCAACCUCAAACAGUGAGCCCGCUAAUGCUGAUGACUUCCUGUCAGGCCUGGUGUAUGUGGUGCUGAAGGCCAAUCCACCUCGCCUACACUCCAACAUGCAAUAUGUGAUACGUUUUGGUCUCCCUCACAGUCUGAUGGCAGGAGAGAGCGGCUACUAUUUCACAAAUUUGUCUUGUGCAGUGGCCUUCAUUGAUAAGCUGGAUGGACCAGCACUCAACCUCAGUCCAGAGGAGUUUGAGGGCUACAUGCUGCGUCAGCGUGCUCCCCGUGAAGGAAAGAGGCAGCAGGUUGCCAGUGACGCACAACAUCUGUUAGAGGAGCUAACAGGCAGACAGGAGAAGCUGGACCAAGGGAUGGAUGCUCUCAACAUGCAGCUACAGACGUGGGUCAAAGCUGUUCAUUCACAACUGGAUGAGGCAACAGCCCAGUUUGCUCUAGUACAAAAGGAGAUAACCGCUCAGGCUGAAAUCUCACAGGUUUUUUCAUCCUCAUCUCAUGAUGCAUCACCGCAAGGGGACGAGAAAGACGAGUCAGUGCUGGCCUUUACGGAUCAACAUGCAGGUCCACAAGCUACAGACUGUUAGCUAUAUCAAGAAAAACACCUAAUCUGGUACUUGUCUCUUUUAAAUCAUCAGCACUAACUUAUGUAGGCUGCAAAACAAAGAUUUAUAUUUCUAAUGUUACACUUGCACACGUUCCGAUCACAGAAAGCUUGGUAAGCUGUUGAACAUGAAGGAAAACUUCUUGAAGGAAACUUUUUUCAUUUGGUAUAACAGGGCACACAGAGUUUUUUUUAAUGACUUUGAUGAAGAUUUGCCCUUGUAUCCUGUUUGAGGAUGAAGGCCAUUAGAAAUACAUUCCAAUUUAUGGAAACAGAUGUGAUUAAAAUUUAUAUUUAAGCACUCAGGGGACACAUCACUUGGAGACAUCACCUAACACUUCAAGAGUGCUUAUUGAAUAUUCACUAUUUUUUACUAACAGUGUAUUAAUAAUGUGCCUUCAUGUAGACUGCUGUGAAAUAAAGAAAUAUGCUACAGGAGAAAAUGUUAGAUGGUACUUGUAGACAACUACAAAUCAGGGGGUGUAUUUAGGAGCUGUGGAACUGUUCCCAACAACUGCCUAGAAGGUGAAAUAGCUGGUGCAAAAACAAUUUGUAACACAUUUUGCCUUCUGUGUUAGUGUGCAGAAGGUAUGCAUGUUUCCAACUGUUAAAAUGUUUUUGAAGAAUUUAUAGGGUUUUAUGUUAUGAUCAAUUAUUGUAUCCAAUAUUAUAUUAAAGUAAACUUGUAUGAUUUCA